UCUCUAGACAUCGCCUCUUGCUCUGUGAAUGCAGGCGUCCCAGAAGGGUAUCUGUAUCUGUUCUAUUUUUACUGACCAGUUGCGGUCUGGCUGCAGCUUAAUACCCCCAUCCUUUCCUCAUCUCUUCACAGUCUGAAAUCUUCCAUCCUUCAGCCAGCACCUCCCUCCCGCCUGGACUGCGCUAGGCACACAAUUCAAUUGCACGAUGCCUGAACAGUAAAGGAAAUCCAAAAUCACAGCCUCGCGCAAACUCCUUUUGAAGAGUUUGAUGCUGGCUAAAGCUAAAGAACAGUGGGAACAAGAGCAAGUGGACAAACAAGGAGAAAAGGAGAGGUAUUUGGCAGAGAGGGUCACACCUCUGCGGACCAGCGGACUUUCGUUUGCCCAACUCCAGGAUCUGUGCAGAGAGCUGCAUGAGAAGGUGGAUGUUGUGGAUGAGGAGCGAUAUGACAUUGAAGCAAAAUGUAACCACAACAUGCGGGAGAUUAAAGACCUGAAACUGAAGGUGCUUGACCUUCGGGGGAAAUUCAAACGUCCUCCCUUGCGGAGGGUCCGUGUCUCUGCUGACGCUAUGCUUAGGGCUCUGCUUGGCUCUAAGCACAAAGUAUCCAUGGACUUGAGAGCCAACCUCAAGUCUGUCAAAAAGGAGGACACUGAGAAGGAGCGUCCUGUAGAAGUGGGUGACUGGCGUAAGAAUGUGGAGGCCAUGUCAGGAAUGGAAGGCAGGAAGAAAAUGUUCGAUGCUGCCAAAGCUCCAACAGGACAGUGAGAAGGCCUGCAUGGAAAGAUGAAGAUCCUGUCCCACAGUGCCUGCACCUCUUUCUUUCCUCCCCCUGCCCGUGCUCCCUCGUCUUGCCUCAUCUUCCUGCAUUAGCUGUAGAGUCACUGCAUGUACAGACAUUAUUAAAAGAUAACUAUGACUUUGCACUUCAUGCCCUCUCAGCCCUUCAUGAGCCCAUCGGGCUUCCUGUGGAAGCACCCAGCAUCUUGCUAGCAUGAGUUCUGAUUACUAUUGCAAUGAUCUUGCACUGCAGUCUUCCCUCCAAGGCCAUAUCCUUGGCACUUUGCAUUCUAUUAGGGGCAGAGGGAGAGGCAUGCCAGGUCUAAGAUUAUGAAUCUGUAAAGUGCAAAAGGAAAGAGGAUCCUGUAUCAUAGAUGAUCAUUCUGCACAAAUCUUUUGACCACACAGAGGGCUGUAUUGAUGCUAUAACUUACUGACUGAAUGAAUGCUGUUAAUGUCAUUGCUAGGGAAGCUUUGGUGCUCUGUCUUUCUCAAUCAAAAAGUCCCCCUGUCCCUCCAUGCUGAUUCUUCUGAUACAUGCAGUUUGGGGGGAUGCAAACAUUGUUUCUCUCUGUACAUUAAAAACAACAACACAGCAGCACUGAGAACGAA
Molecule: messenger RNA, 1393 nt
Organism: Podarcis muralis (Common wall lizard)
Lineage: Eukaryota; Metazoa; Chordata; Lepidosauria; Squamata; Lacertidae
Gene: TNNI1
Product: troponin I1, slow skeletal type
Biological process (GO): cardiac muscle contraction; skeletal muscle contraction
Cellular component (GO): troponin complex
Source: RefSeq, a predicted model, not a curated record